AUGAUUAAAGCGAUAACUAACUUCAACCAUUUCUCAGUCCCAAGACUUGCAACAGAACCCAUCAAACUCACCCAUAUAGUCGACAAUUUGAAGAAAUGUUCAAGCUUGAGAGAACUGGAAUCUGUAUACGCUUCUAUGACCAAGACCAAUGCAAACCAAGAUUGCUUUUUGAUGAACCAAUUUAUCACGACCUGUUCGGCAUUUGAACGAACAGAUUACUCGAUUCUGGCCUUUACCCAGAUGAAAGAUCCCAACGUAUUCGUGUACAAUGCAAUGAUCAGAGGCUUUGUCCAUUGUUUUUACCCUCUCAAAGCUCUACGCUUUUACUUAGGCAUGUUGAGGUCUCAAAUUAGACCCACUAGUUAUACAUUUUCCUCGAUGGUAAAGGCUUGUGCAUUAGUAUGUGCUGUAGGAUUUGGAGAAACCGUUCAUGGGCAGAUAUGGAAAAUUGGGUUCCGAUCGCACGUUUUUGUUGAGACAACAUUGGUUGAUUUUUACUCAACCUUAGGUAGAAUUGAUGAAUCGAAACAGGUGUUUGAUGAAAUGCCUGAAAGAGACGUUUUUGUAUGGACGACGAUGAUUUCCGCACAUGCCCGAGUGGGGGAUAUGGGUUGUGCAUGGGGAUUGUUUGACGAGAUGCCUGAAAGGAAUACUGCUACAUGGAAUACGAUGAUUGAUGGCUAUGCAAGAUUAGGUUAUGUAGAGGCUGCUGAGCAUCUGUUCAAUGAGAUGCCUAUAACAGAUUUAAUUUCAUGGACAACAAUGAUCACUUGCUACGUGCAAAACAAGCAGUAUACCGAAGGAUUGGCAGUCUUCAAUGAAAUGAAGGCUAACGGGGUUAAGCCUGAUGAAGUGACUAUGUCAACUGUUAUUUCGGUGUGUGCCCAUAUUGGGGUACUUGACCUAGGAAAGGAAACACACCUUUAUGUUAUGCAUAAUGGGUUUGAUCUUGAUGUCUAUAUUGUGUCUGCUUUUAUUGAUAUGUAUGCAAAGUGUGGGAGCAUGGAUAAAUCACUCAUGGUAUUCCUCAAAUUGUGGGACAAAAACCUUUUCUGUUGGAAUUCUGUAAUUGAAGGGCUUGCUGUUCAUGGUGCUUGCACUCAUGCAGGACUAGUUGAUGAAGGUCGUGGGAGGUUCCUUAACAUGACUCUCGAUUAUUCCAUAGCUCCUGAAAUUGAACACUACGGAUUCAUGGCUGAUCUAUUUUGCAAGGCUGGUUUGCUGGAAGAUGCUUUAGAGUUAAUUGGAAAUAUGAGAAUGGAACCAAAUUCUGUUAUUUGGGGUGCUUUACUAGGUGGGUGUAAGCUUCACAAGAACUUGGAGAUUGAUCAAGUUGCUAUGGAUAAUUUAGUGGUUUUGGAGCCAAACAAUAGUGGAUAUCACACCCUUUUAGUUAACAUGUAUGCUGAAGCAAAUCGAUGGAGCGAGGUUGCUAAGCUCAGGGCAACCUUGAAGGUUGCUAAGCUCAGGGCAACCUUGAAGGUACUCGGAGUAGAAAAGGCAUCUCUUGGGUCCAGUUGGAUUGAAAUGGGAAGGAAGAUUCAUCAGUUUGCUGCUUCUGAUCGAUAUCAUCCCACCUCUGUUGAAAUUUACUCACUUAUGAAUGAGUUAGACGGGCAGCUUAAACUAACUGGCUAUGUUACUGAAUUAUUUCAUUCAGAUUUGUUCAUGAAGAAUGGAGAUGACAUUCAGAGAUAA
Ilex paraguariensis (yerba mate) is the source of this 1698-nucleotide messenger RNA. The record is from the annotation of a GenBank genome assembly. Lineage: Eukaryota; Viridiplantae; Streptophyta; Magnoliopsida; Aquifoliales; Aquifoliaceae.